Molecule: messenger RNA, 1189 nt
Organism: Leptosomus discolor (cuckoo roller)
Lineage: Eukaryota; Metazoa; Chordata; Aves; Leptosomiformes; Leptosomidae
Source: RefSeq, a predicted model, not a curated record
CUGGUGUGCGCUUCCAGAAUAAAGCGGUGUCGGAACUACUAUGAGAUUCUGGGGGUGGAGAGGGAUGCCAGCGAGGAGGACCUGAAGAAAGCCUACCGCAAACUGGCCCUGAAAUUCCACCCGGACAAAAACCGCGCUCCCGGGGCAACGGAAGCUUUUAAAGCAAUAGGCAAUGCUUUUGCAGUUCUGAGCAACCCUGAAAAACGAUUACGAUACGAUGAAUUCGGAAGUGACCAAGAGCACGUCAGCACUGGCCAGGCCAGGCACUAUGAUUACUACACAGAAUUUGAAGCAGACAUUACACCAGAAGAAAUAUUCAAUGUGUUUUUUGGUGGGCACUUUCCUACAGGAAAUAUCCACAUGUUCUCAAACGUAGCCAGGGACGCGCACUAUUAUCCACGGAGGCACCGAAACGAAAGAGCGUGGACGCAGGAGCAAGAGGAGGAGGAAAACAGGCCACAGAAUUCAUAUUCUGCAUUUAUUCAGUUGAUGCCAGUUUUCAUAAUAAUCAUAGUGUCGGUUAUAACUCAACUGAUGGCCACAAACCCGCCCUACAGCCUAUUCUACAAAUCGUCCAUAGGCCACGUUGUUAGUAGAGAAACAGAGAACUUGCAGGUGCCUUACUAUGUCGAUAAAAACUUUGAAAAGAAUUAUCAAGGAGCAGAACUUCAAGAGCUAGAGAAAACGGUUGAAAAAGAUUACAUAGACUAUAUUCAGACCAGCUGCUGGAAGGAGAAGCAGCAAAAGUCUGAUUUGUCAAAUUUGGCCAAGCUCUACAGAGAUGAGCGGUUAAAGCAGAAAGCAGAAUCGCUGAAACUUGAGCACUGUGAGAAGCUCUCCAGUCUGAUCGGAAUGCACAAAGGGGGCUGACCAAGACACACUCGUUCUGUAGUUUUAUUUAUUGCUGGUUUAACUUAUGUUUUUAUUUUCCUUUGUAUAAAAAGGGAAGGAGCCUACUGUAAAGAGUCUGAAUAUUCGAUUCCUUCUGCCUGUAGUGCAGAGAUGAGCCAACACAAGCUGCAGAGCUCGUGUUUGCUGUAACAUAGACUGUACGCUACUGGGUUCCAAGGACCAGUGGCACUUUGUAAAUUAAUUCCCUGGGAAACGCUGUUAGUUUGGAACUUGUCUCCAUCAGUAGUUUGUCUGCCACCCAAACAGCACGUUCUGCCCAGGAGAGCAGACACGUGUC